This is a messenger RNA of Tuber aestivum (summer truffle), 895 nucleotides long. The record is from the annotation of a GenBank genome assembly. Lineage: Eukaryota; Fungi; Ascomycota; Pezizomycetes; Pezizales; Tuberaceae.
AACGGAACAAAACUAGGUAGAGGAAACAUGUUCGCACUGGAAUUAACUGCGGAUCUGACGGGGUACCUCCGCCCCCUCCCCUGCCUCUUCUUCUUGCCGCGAACUGACAGGACAGCGUGACAAACCUCCGUCCGGUAGAUACCCAAGAAGAUCCUUACUAUUACUCCUUCCGCGUGCAGUGCACCUCCUGUCGCGAAGUGCAUGAUAAGUGGGUGGAUUUUGAUCGCUUCGUAACCUCCCCCCCCCGGCCCUUUCCUUCCCUCCCUAUUGCCAUACGGUAGCUAACAAGUUUAGACUACAACCGACAUCUCCAAGAGCCGCGGCGAAGCUAACUUUGUCUAUAAAUGCCAGAAUUGCACUGUUAUCCCCACCACCUCCUCCGCUCUUCCUUCCCACAUACUAACGGCUUGACAGCGCGAAUCAAGCGCGACUAUCAAGACAGCGCCGAAAGCCUACAUGGCCGCGUCCCCUCCGACGAAGCAGGUCAUCAUCGAGUUUGAGUGUCGGGGCUGCGAGCUCACCGAGUUUAGGGUUUCGGACAAGUGGGUUGCUGAGGGGGUCAGCGGGACCGUAUUCAAUGAGGUGGAUUUGGCGGAGGACUGGUAUGAUUAUGAUGAGAAACCGGGUGAGGAGGUUAGCGUCAAGGAGGUUGGGUGGGCUAUCCGGAGGGCGUAGUGGGAGUGGUGUUGGAUGGUUGACGGGGUUUUUGCGCAGUAUGAUGUGGGUGCGGUCAUAGCUCCCGGGACCUGUGGGUUAGAGACCGGGGUCGAGACCGUGUCAUAUGGUGUCACUCGCUGUCUGCGGCUUCGGGCCGGCCGGGAGAGUGGUUCGGCCUGGUUGGGUGCCGUUUCUUACAAGUAUCUACGGGCUUUACUGUAGCAAGACACUACCACAU